Notothenia coriiceps (black rockcod) is the source of this 1868-nucleotide messenger RNA. RefSeq names its product mitogen-activated protein kinase kinase 7 (gene map2k7). NCBI's taxonomy places the organism in Eukaryota, Metazoa, Chordata, Actinopteri, Perciformes, Nototheniidae. Gene Ontology annotation, biological process: protein phosphorylation. The coding region runs from base 56 to 1375 and encodes 439 amino acids. The record is from RefSeq and is a predicted model, not a curated record. The transcript is spliced from 12 exons. Gene Ontology annotation, molecular function: protein kinase activity; ATP binding.
CCGGAGAGGGAGUCGAGAGCGCUGCUGGGAACUACAUGGUGCUCAAUUUUUCAAGAUGUCGUCGCUGGAAAAGAGGUUGUCGCGAAUCGAGGAGAAACUAAAGCAAGAAAAUGAAGAAGCUCGCAGGAGAAUCGACCUUAACAUCGAGAUGAGUCCGCAGAGAUCACGUCCGAGGCCGAUCAUCGUGAUCCAGCUCAGUCCUGCUCCAGCCCCUUCCCAGCGUGCAGGGCUCCAGCUGCCACUGGCCAACGAUGGAGGCAGCCGCUCCUCGUCUUCAGAGAGCUCCCCUCAGCACCACCCGUACCCCAGCCGCCCGCGACACAUGCUCACGCUGCCCACCCCUCCCUACGCCCUGCAGAAGAGCUUAGAGAAUGCAGAGAUAGACCAGAAAUUGCAGGAGAUCAUGAAACAGACGGGCUACCUGAAGAUCGACGGCACGCGGUAUCCAGCAGAGGUGACAGACCUGAUCAGUGAGGGGGAGAUCGGCAGUGGGACCUGCGGACAAGUCUUCAAAGUACGAUUCAAGAAGACCGCCCAUGUCAUCGCUGUGAAACAAAUGCGCCGUACAGGAAACAAAGAUGAGAACAAGAGGAUCCUGAUGGACCUGGACGUGGUGCUGAAGAGUCACGACUGCCCUUACAUCAUCCAGUGCUAUGGCGCCAUAGUUACCAACACGGAUGUCUUCAUUGCCAUGGAGCUGAUGGGAACGUGUGCCGAGAAGCUGAAGAAGAGAAUCCAGGGCCCCAUGCCGGAGCGCAUCCUCGGGAAGAUGACCGUAGCAAUAGUGAAGGCGCUGCUGUACCUGAAAGACAAACACGGUGUCAUCCACCGGGACGUGAAGCCCUCCAACAUCCUCCUGGACGAUAAAGGUCAGAUCAAACUGUGUGACUUCGGCAUCAGCGGACGCCUCGUCGACUCCAAAGCCAAGACUCGCAGCGCCGGCUGUGCUGCCUACAUGGCGCCUGAGAGAAUAGACCCUCCAGAUCCCACCAAACCUGACUAUGACAUCCGAGCAGACGUGUGGAGCCUUGGCAUCUCUCUGGUGGAGCUGGCCACGGGACAGUUUCCCUACAAGAACUGUAAGACAGACUUUGAGGUUCUGACCAAAGUGCUGCAGGAAGACCCUCCUCUGCUGCCCCUCGGCAUGGGCUUCUCCCUCGACUUCCAGUCCUUCGUCAAAGACUGCCUCACAAAGGAUCACAGAAAAAGGCCAAAAUACCACACGCUGCUGGAGCAUAGUUUCAUCCGGCGUUACGAGGUGGUGGACGUGGACGUGGCCGGCUGGUUCCAGGCGGUGAUGGACCGCACCGAGUCGCCCCGCAGCAGCCAGUGUUACAGCCACCAGCACCAGCUCCACUCGCUCUUCAGUAGGUAGCCUAGCCCAGCCCGGCUCAGUCUGCCCUAGUCUAGCCCAGCGUUAGCAGCUAAGCCUAGCGUUAGACCCAGCCUGUCCAUUUGUCCACCAGAGACCCUGAAUAGCCCACAGAGGGGAGGGGGGGACGGAGCCUCCAUGGAGGGAUGGACGGACGGACGACACAGGUGUUCUGUUUCUCAGUGUGUUGAAUCUGGACAGGCAGACAUGGGAAGGGGGGGGGUUGAGAAAAGGAUGCGCACACUGUAGUUAGCUUCAUUUGUUUACACACUGUCUCGUCACACUAUCAUUACGUCACAGUAUAGUGUGUGUUAUAGCCACACACUCGCAUACAAACUGUGUUCCUACAUGUCCUCCACGUGUCAUUUAGUUUCUCACCUACAUGUCUUCAGCAUCGAUCCAAGCCGUUGGAACAGAGUAGUCACUACACUGGAACAAAGCAUCUGCUACAUUAGCAAACAUGAAUCUUUCUUGUAUAAAAACCUUUCUGAGGACA